UUCAUAGAAGGUUUCACGCUGUGGCCAGUAAAGAGCCACAGGACUCAUAGACUUUGAUUGGCGCAGAAGCACCCACAAGUGCAGGCCUGCAUUCUCUUCUAACUUAUUAUUGCACGUGACGACGAUGCAAGUCCCAUGGUCCCAUGAUCACAACGGCGGGCGGGCUGGCGAGGCACUUCACUGUCCGUCGGUGAUGUGUUUCCUGCCCAGCCCUCGCACCAAAAUCAACCCCUCGGUUCGCGCUGAGCCUGCUCCCAUCAAUCCCGCUAGAUUUGACUUGCACAACUAAGGAUUCAGUUCACUCCCCAUUCUGCAAUACGGUGGGAAGUUGAUUCGACUUCGGAAGGGAUUGCGUGAAUUUUGGAUUCGUGCCCUUGCAUUAGGAGGAGACGGAUUCAUCACCAUCGGAAGGGAAGCGAUUGCGGGUCUUGUGUGCUAGGUAAGGCGAUGGCGGGAAAUGGGGUUGAGAAGACGAGUUUGGAAGUUACGGCUAUGAAUUUUGCGUAUCCGGGGAAGCCGCCGUUUAUCAGCAACUUUAACCUGUCACUGCAGCCAGGAUCUCGAUGUCUGCUCAUCGGUGCCAAUGGGGCAGGAAAGACAACUCUCUUGAGGAUUUUAGCUGGGAAGCACAUGGUUGGAGGCAGGGACGUCGUUCGGGUAUUGGGCCGCUCUGCAUUUCAUGAUACUAGUCUGGUAUGCGGCGGUGAGCUCGCGUACCUGGGUGGAUCAUGGAGCCGAACAGUGGGAUGCGCGGGCGAGAUUCCUCUACAAGGAGACUUUUCCGCGGAGUUCAUGAUUUUUGGUGUUGAAGGUGCCAAUCCCGAAAGGAGACAGAAGUUGAUCGAACUACUUGACAUUGACCUCCGCUGGAGAAUGCACAAAGUGUCUGAUGGCCAACGUCGUAGGGUGCAGAUAUGCAUGGGUCUCCUGCAACCAUUUGAGGUUCUGCUACUGGACGAAAUAACGGUGGACUUGGAUGUGGUCGCCCGCUUGGAUCUUCUGGAAUUUUUUAAGGAAGAAUGCGAGCAGAGAGGAGCUUGCAUUGUGUAUGCCACCCACAUCUUCGACGGAUUAGAAACCUGGGCCUCACACAUAGCUUACGUAGAGGAUGGCACGCUAAAACGCGCACAACUGAUGUCAGAAGUGCCAGAGCUGACGGUUGCGAAAACUCUUAUCAAAGUAGUUGAGCCAUGGCUUCGAAGGGAAAGAGAAGAACGAGAGAAGGCAGCGGCAGUCAAGGCUCUUGCACCCCCAGCGCCCAGAGUACAACAGUCGGCUUCCUCCCUGUGGGGAUCAAGUCGUCAUAUGGCGUACUACCGCUGAACAUGUGAGAAUUUCCGGUGACGAAAUCAGGACUUCAGGUUUGUGCCCACACGUCAUGGUGUUAGUUAGUCCACAUUUUUUAUUGUUAUGGGGAACCUCGCCUUCGUCAGAGCUAGUGUUUCUUCAUCAAGCCAUUCAUAUGUUGAUUCUUUGAUCCAGUAGUUGGACAUCUAGGUUUUAGGAUCUGAUUUGUACAUUAGUUUCGCAUUAACACCCAUUUUGGGGCCGGAGACGAGUCUUGGAUAAAAGAGCUUAUGAGCUGGUCAAGUUUAGACUCUUUGCUCGUUUGAUGUAGACCAUACCCAAUUUUUCACAAUGAUUCGAAGAAUAAAGUUUCUACAGCCUGUCAAGAGAAGGUCGGUUGUUUCAUUUGUUUGUCUCUAGAGAGGAUUGAAAAAGGGCUGUACUGCGCCACUUUCUGGAUCAGCGCUUUAGAUAUGAACAG
Molecule: messenger RNA, 1768 nt
Organism: Marchantia polymorpha subsp. ruderalis
Lineage: Eukaryota; Viridiplantae; Streptophyta; Marchantiopsida; Marchantiales; Marchantiaceae
Source: the annotation of a GenBank genome assembly